AUGGUGGUCCAAGAUCCAAGACCCAAAAGUCAAGACCCUUUUCUAAGUGGAAAGUGGUCUUCUUUUCUAGAUGAAGGGGAGUCUCUACCUCUUGUAGUUUUCCAAUGUGGGACUCUUGGUAUUGCUCAUAGUUGUAACUUGUGGCAAGGCUUCUAUGGAAAAGGUGACGACCUCUCUGUUAAGGCUCAAAAAAUCCAAGGUGAGGAGGUAGCCAAAAAUGGGAGUUCAUUACUAAAGCAGCUGCGGGAAAGCCUUAGAGCUCCCAAAAAUCUUGUCUUUGAGUGCUUGGACUAA
Molecule: messenger RNA, 294 nt
Organism: Prunus armeniaca (apricot)
Lineage: Eukaryota; Viridiplantae; Streptophyta; Magnoliopsida; Rosales; Rosaceae
Source: the annotation of a GenBank genome assembly